AUGGAUAGAAGACUGAAAAACGAUCACGGAGAAGCAACAGCCACGUUGAAACAAGUUACAGGCAAAGAAAAACUGUCUAUAGUGAGAAAGAACGUAAUAAAUGUGGUGACAAACACAAAUGUCAUGCCAUUUAGAUGGCUCAAGAGCUCCUACAGAUGCUUUUAUUGCUACGACGUGUUCCAAGAGCCGAAAGAUCUCAAAUCGCAUAACGAAAUUCAUGCGCCCGAAAAGGAAAUUGAGAAAAUCAUGAACAACUACUGGGAGUCCUCAGUUUACGUCGACAUCUCAAACAUGAGGUGUAAACUGUGCACCGAUGUCGCAAUAGACUUUCAUAAAAUUAUAGAUCAUCUUAUUACAGUCCAUCGUGUGUCAUUCGAUAAAGAUUUUGGGACGUGCAUGAGUCCGUUUAAGUUGCACGAUAUAUCAGUCGAAUGCGUUACCUGUGAGAAACAUUACAGAACAUUCGGACAUUUAUUAGUACAUUCUAACAAAGAGCACAAAGGUUGUUCGCAGUUGCUUUGUGAAAUUUGCGGGCAGCAUUUCAGACAUCCGAGCAACCUACGAGAUCACGUCAACAAAGAACACAAUAAGCAAACAGUUGACUGCAAUCUAUGCGGAGAGACUCUCCCAAGCAUGAACAGAAUGAGAACACACAUGCAACACUUUCAUAAUAAACGCUACAAGUGUUUCAAAUGCGCCGACUUAUUUGAGACGCACUACAAGCGGUCCCUUCAUAUGAUGAAUGUACACAAAAGUCGGGACGAGGUUAAAUGCCAACAUUGUCCUAAAACUUUCGUGUUUCGAAGCACAAUGAUGAGGCACGUUAGAGAGACUCAUUUACAAGAGAAAAACGCUGUAUGUGAAGAGAAGUCGUUAAUCUCUAAGCGACUCGAUGAUGCAAAACUCCUCCGCGACUUAGCAGACCUCCGAGCGCUCCUCACCGCCGUCAUAGAAUAUUCCACUAUCAUGCCUUUUCGAUGGUGCAGUAACAAAUACAUGUGUUUCUACUGCCGAUGUCCUUUCUCCUCCAGUGUCGCCCUCAAGGAACACACUGCAAGCGAACACGACAACCCCAGACUCAAAUACAUACUACAAACCAUUAGAACAUCGUCAAAAAUCAAAUUGGACGUGACAGAAAUUGUAUGCAAAAAAUGUAACAAGAGCUUAGAGAAUUUGAUGGAGUUCUUCGAUCAUUUAAACGCGGUUCAUGACAUGAAGUUGAACAGAGAUGUUAGCGUCUACAUGUUCGCGUACAAACUUUCAGAUGAUGGCAUGUCUUGUCUGGAUUGUGGACAGAAAUUCCUCUUUUUCGGCACUCUUAUUAGUCACGCCCACAAACUUCAUACUAAAACCGAAAUGUGUCUAUGUGAGAUUUGUGGUCAAGCGUUUUCUGGAAGAGCCAACGUCAUGAACCACGUUAGAACUGUGCACAGAAUCGACAACAGAUGUAAUAAAUGCUACAGGUCAUAUUCUUCUGAAGCCGCGUUGGCUGCUCACACGCGACGGGUACAUCGUCAAGAUAAACUAAAAUGUCCGAAGUGUCCAGAGAUAUUACGAACUACAUACAUAAGGCAGCGGCAUAUGGCGUUGGUUCAUGAUGUUAAGAAGUAUCAGUUUAGCUGUGAUAUAUGUGCGAAGACGUUCACAUGCUUGAGCGUGGUGGCUCAGCACAAAGCUAGAAUGCACAUGAAGGAGAAAAAUUUCGCGUGCGAAAUAUGUGGAUUUAAAGUGUUCAGUAAAGAUUUGUUGAAAAAACAUAUGGUGAAGCACGAUGACUCCAGGCCCUUUCAGUGCGAGAUUUGUAAGAAAGCGUUCCAAAGAAAGAAGACUUUGGAUCUGCAUAUAAGGAUUCAUACGAAUGAUAAAAGAUAUGUGUGCAAAGUUUGUGGGAAGGCGUUUAUACAGGUCACCAGUUUGAAGCUGCACGGUAAGGUGCAUCAUUCCGUGCCGGAUGUAUCAUGGAGUUGA
Molecule: messenger RNA, 1968 nt
Organism: Plodia interpunctella (Indianmeal moth)
Lineage: Eukaryota; Metazoa; Arthropoda; Insecta; Lepidoptera; Pyralidae
Product: zinc finger protein 729-like
Exons: 2
Coding region: 1-1968 (655 amino acids)
Biological process (GO): regulation of transcription by RNA polymerase II
Cellular component (GO): nucleus
Molecular function (GO): RNA polymerase II transcription regulatory region sequence-specific DNA binding; DNA-binding transcription factor activity, RNA polymerase II-specific
Source: RefSeq, a predicted model, not a curated record